Molecule: messenger RNA, 2502 nt
Organism: Erythranthe guttata (spotted monkey flower)
Lineage: Eukaryota; Viridiplantae; Streptophyta; Magnoliopsida; Lamiales; Phrymaceae
Product: topless-related protein 1
Biological process (GO): regulation of DNA-templated transcription
Molecular function (GO): protein binding
Source: RefSeq, a predicted model, not a curated record
UUUCUCUUUUAUAUUACUGUGACUUUUCAAGUUUCUUUGAUUUUUGUGACCCUGUUUUCAAUUAAUUAAAUUAAGAAAAAAAUAUUUAAUCCUCUGGUUUUCUAUAUUGUUUGUUCUGUGGCCUUUAUUUAUACAUUAAUGUACUGUUAUUAAUCGAGAACCGUGGUUUUUUCUGCAUGCUUUUGAUAGUAGUGUGGGCAAAAUGUCUCUGAGUAAGGAUCUGGUGUUGUUGAUGUUGCAAUUCUGUGCUGAAGAGAAUUUCAAAAGGACUGCUCACAUGCUUGAGCAGGAAAGUGGUUAUUUCUUCGAUUUGGAACAUUUUGAAGAGCUGAUCCUCCAUGGUAACUGGGAUGAGGCAGAGGAUUAUCUGUCCAGCUUCACAUUACUUGAAGACAACAAAUAUUCAACUAAGAUUUAUUUUGAGAUUCGGAAGCAAAAAUUUCUUGAGGCCCUCGACAAACAUGAAUCUGCUGCGGCUUUAGACAUUCUUGUGAAAGAUCUCAAAGUUUUUGAGCAAUCAAACAAAGAAUUGUACAAAGAAAUGACUCUGCUCCUAACUAUGCCCAACUUUAGGGAGCAUAGUGAACUGACCUCGUAUGGAGAUACGUUAUCUGUCAGAAGAAGCAUUAUAAAUGAAUUGAGGGCUGUCAUUCAGGCAAAUCCAAUUCUCCAUGGAAAAACCAACUUUCCCCCUAUUACCAAGUCAAGGCUAAGGCGUCUCAUUAACCAAAGUUUGAAUUGGCAGCAUAAGCACUGUGCACAUCCUCAUCCACAACCACAUAUUGACACCCUCUUUACAGAUCAUAAGUGUCCUGGACCAGAUAAUAUGAUGCAACAGAGUCAAUUGGAAAACGAAAUUUCACUUGUCACCAUGUCCACCGAACUGUCUGCAUCACCUCUCACCGGUACCACCCCAGCUGUAAAACCUCUCAAUGAAGUAAUAUCACCCACAGAUUCUUCGAGCAUUUGUCAAGAUUCAGCAAAUGAUGUCGAAAAAGAUGAAAUUUUAGCAAUUAUUGAAGGCCAUGAGUUGCUUCAAACUUCCCCUUGUGUUUCGGGCGAUUCUUCCUCUGGAUAUCUAACAGAAUCAUUCAGAAAGCUUUCUGUAAAUCAGAUGCCUGUGCUGCCUCUUCAAACUGUUGUUCCGGCAAGAAAUGCUGCUUCAGAAGAAUCUCUGGUUAUGUGGCAGAACAUAAGUGCCAGAGGGGUUUGCCCUAAUAAUGAAUUAAUGAAAAUGGAGAUACCCCAUAUUUCUAAAGUUGUUGAAGUUUCAAGCUGCGAAUAUGUUAUCCUCCCCUCUCUAGUUCAGACUAAUACGAUAAGGAGGUUGCUGUACAGUCAUUCAGGUAAUGGGGUUGUGGCAUUAGCAGAAGAUGGGACUCAUCUACUCUGGAAAUGGGAAAAAAAUGAUGAUAAUAUAAACGGGGAGGCAAGUACAAAGAGUACCCCUGCACUAUAUCAACCAAAGAGAGGUUUAUUAAUGAUAAACGAUACUCCACCUCGAAAUAGCAGUUUGGAUGAUCAAGUUCCAUCUACCUUGACAUUGUCCAAAAAUGACGCUUAUGUUAUCUCAUCAUCUGGAGCCGUCAUUUCUUUAUACGACGCCAUCUCUUUCAAGGAACUAAGAAGUGUGAUGAGGCCACCCCCUGCUGCAACAUGUAUUGUGUUCUAUCCGCCAGAUAACAACGUAAUUGCUAUUGGCCGCCAUGACGCAUCAAUCCUCAUCUUUAACAUACGUACUGAUGAGUUAAUAAGUAAGCUUAAAGGGCACUCGAAAAGAGUUACUGGGCUUGCCUUCUCGACCACCUUAAAUGUACUCGUCUCUUGUGCCGUAGAUACUGAGAUUAUUGUGUGGGAUAGUCGUACAUGGGAGAAAAAGAAAAGCACAGUGUUGCAGAUUUCAGGUGGUUUGUUGGGGUCAGCAGAGCUAUCGGAAACCAGUAUUGAACUCGACAAGGAUCAUAAUCACUUCCUUGCUGUUCAUCAGACUCAACUUGCCAUUUAUGAAACAUUAACACUUAGACGUGUCAAGCAGUGGACGAUUGCCAACUUUUGUGCGAGGAUAUCGCAUGCGACGUAUUCAUGUGAUAGUGAAAUGGUAUAUGCUGCAAUGAGAGAUGGAAUCAUUUUAGUGCUUGAUGCUUCGGAUCUUAGUCCAAGAUACGAGAUUGAUCCAUCUGCAUAUCUUCCAUCUCGUCUCAGGCCUUGUUAUGUGGUGGGGGUGGUGGAUCCAGUAGUGAUAGCUGCUCAUCCAAAGAAGAAAAACCAGUUUGCUUUGGGAUUAUCAAAUGGUGAAGUUGUAGUUGUUGAGCCCCUUUUUCCGACUCAAGUUAAAUUGGCGUCGUCUCUCUGAAAAUCAAGACCUAGUACUACUAGUACAGACAAAUGGAGUUUUAAUCACAUUUAAUAUGUCAUUUUCAUAUAGUAUUUCGUUUUGAGGACCGAAUUAUUUAUCGUCUAUCAUCAUUCUAGUACAAAUAUAUAUAUUGCUAUUUUUCCUUC